UCGUUCGUGUAGGCUCGGAUUUAAACUCAUCGGUACAUGAAAAAUAUCAGAGAGAAUCCCAUUCCUGUGAACCAGUCUGCAGGUCUGGAUCACAUCAAACCAUGUUGGUACUGGGACAAACGGGACCUGGCUCACACCCCGUCCCAGUCAGAGGGACUCGACCCUGCGACAGAGGCCAGGUACCGGAGAGAAGGUGCGCGGUUCAUCUUCGACGUGGGCACCCGGUUAGGACUCCACUAUGACACACUGGCCACUGGCAUAAUUUACUUCCACCGCUUUUACAUGUUCCACUCAUUCAAGCAGUUCCCAAGAUAUGUGACGGGCGGAUGCUGCCUCUUCUUAGCCGGGAAAGUGGAGGAAACUCCCAAAAAGUGCAAAGACAUCAUCAAGACGGCCCGCAGCCUGCUCAACGACAUCCAGUUCGCUCAGUUCGGGGAUGAUCCGAAGGAGGAGGUCAUGGUGCUAGAGCGUAUCCUCCUGCAGACCAUCAAGUUUGAUCUGCAGGUGGAGCACCCCUACCAGUUCCUGUUGCGUUACGCCAAGCAGCUCAAAGGUGAUAAGAACAAGGUACAGAAGCUAGUGCAGAUGGCGUGGACCUUUGUGAACGACAGCCUGUGCACCAUGCUUUCCCUGCAGUGGGAGCCAGAGAUCAUCGCCGUGGCCGUCAUGUACCUGGCCGGACGCCUCUGCAAGUUUGACAUCCAGGAGUGGACGGCCAAGCAGUCGUCCCGCCGCUGGUGGGAACAGUUUGUCCAGGACGUGCCUAUGGAGGUGCUGGAAGACAUCUGCCACCAGAUCCUGGACCUCUACUCCCAGGGCAAGCAGCAGAUGCCCCCGGGUGCCGGCCCAGCGGCGGCCAGCGGCCCGGCCUCCGCGGUGCUGGAGAAGGCGGCCUCAUCCAGCCCCGCUCCCCCCCAGCAGCUCCAGCUCCAGGCGCUGCCUCCACCCCCGGCCCUCCUCCCGCCCUCCCCGGCCCCCCAACCGGCCAAGAAGCCGUCGCCACAGACCAGCCCCCCGAGGCAACUGAAGAGAGCCCAGGUGUGUCCGUCUCCUAAAGAAGAGAGCAAGGCUGCAGAGCUCUCUGGUGCCAAGGUCCCUCGACUGGAGCCCCCCGUGCCUCCGAUGCCCGCUGCCCAGCCGCCCCCAGAACACAAGCCCCCCCCCUCGUACCCGCCACCCAGGGAGCCCGAGCCCCCUCCCUCCCAACCGCCGGACGCCGCCAAGCACCCUCCCCCCUCCCACUCGGCUUCGGCACACCAGCCCCCUCCCCCCUCCCACCCCGGCUCCGCCCACCAGCCCCCGCCCCUCCCCCACCGGCCGGCCCCGCCCCCCAGCCAGGCCUCCCAGGCGGCCUACAUCAUGGGCAUCCCCACCUCCAGCUCCUACAUGUCGGGGGAGGGCUUCCAGAGCCUCCAGUCCCUCAUGACCCCGGAUGGGAGCGGCGGCGGCGGCGGCGGCGGCGGCGGAGGCUACCCUGCCCCCUCCCAGGCCUAUCCCCCACCCCCGCUGGGCUACCACAGCCACGCCUACCCUCCCUCCUCUGCCGGACCCCCGCCUCCCCCCUCGCAGGCCGGCGCGUCCUACCACGGCCCCCCCCCCAACGCCGCGUACCCACCGCCGCAGAUGCCGCCGCCGCCGUACAGCCACGGCUACGGUAUGCCCCCGCCCCCCCACGGCCACAUGGGCAUGGCCCACGGCAUCCCGGCGUACGGGCAGGGGGGCGCACCCCCGCCAGGCAUGCCCCCCGGCAUGCCACCGCCCCCCCCUGGCGGGAUGAGCCGGGGCGCCUGGAUGAGGUGA
This is a messenger RNA of Gadus chalcogrammus (walleye pollock), 1800 nucleotides long. RefSeq names its product cyclin-K-like. The coding region runs from base 37 to 1800 and encodes 587 amino acids. Gene Ontology annotation, cellular component: cyclin/CDK positive transcription elongation factor complex; nucleus. The transcript is spliced from 11 exons. Gene Ontology annotation, molecular function: cyclin-dependent protein serine/threonine kinase activator activity. The record is from RefSeq and is a predicted model, not a curated record. NCBI's taxonomy places the organism in Eukaryota, Metazoa, Chordata, Actinopteri, Gadiformes, Gadidae. Gene Ontology annotation, biological process: regulation of transcription by RNA polymerase II; positive regulation of DNA-templated transcription, elongation.